AUGGAGGCGUUUGCCAGCACGCCGCGGAAGCCGGGCACCCUCGAUGGUGCACGCGGAGCCUGCUACGCCGUCGUGUCCGCCGUGCUCAUCACCUGCCGUCCCGUCGGCACGCAGAAGUACACGUACGACCAGAUGGUGCAACGGGCCGCCGCCUGUGCUUCGUCCCCCGACGGUUUCAUGGCUUUGUUUCGCGAGCUCGUCCUCUCCGCCUCCGCUCCCCCCGCACGGCCCGAACAAGAGGGAGACCGGCCCGUCUCCGACUCCAACCGGACGCAGACGCUGGAGGAACAGACCAGGUCCGCUUUCUACUGGGCGAACCGACGCGAGUGGAAGAAGGCAUGGAACUGCUUCAACUCGCUCAAACCUGCAGACGGCCGGAGCCGAAAGGUCGUCGACGAAUUCAUCAACAAAACUCCGCAGGCCAAGGCACCACCCGAACAUGCGAUGCGCGACGAACCCGGAUAUGAGGCGGGCAAGUACAAGAUCAAGCCAGAGAUCUUUGCCAGGUUCGUUCGCAGCUGCAACGUCACCAGAGCUGGAGGCCCUAACCACGUCGACUACGACUUUGUGCGCAUCAUCACCGACAGCGAACGUGGCUCCAAGUGCCUCCUUAACUACUUCACCGCAUUCUCGUGGGGCGUCGAACACCCUCGGUUGCAGCAGCUCGACGCCGACCUCAAAGCCUUGUGCCUCGUCAAGGAAGACGGCUCCCUCCGCCCCCUCGGCAUGUGCAGCAUCAUGCCGCGUUCGGCUGAGCGCUGCAUACACAUGCAAGAGUGCCCCUGGAUGGAGCAGUACCUCACCUCGCCGCUGCCCGAGGAUCGUCACGCCCGAGAUGUGGCCAUCGCCAACGCCGCCGCCGCCCUCACCGACGCCGAGCAUACCCUCAAAACCACCGUCGACCGCGUCCGGGCCGGAGGCGGCACCGACAGCGACAUCACAGCGGCCAGAGACGCCCUCGACGCCGCCUACCGAGCCGACGCAGCUGCACGGCAACCAGUCAACUUCCCUGUCAACUAUGGUCCGUUGGUCCGCACCUCCAUGCCGCCGCAGUUCAUGUUCUGCACCUUCACGAGCAUCCUCGCCGCGGCGACCGCGCGCCAGAGCGUCUCAAGCCCAGCAGUCCGCGUCGGAUCCCCUCUUCCUCCCGGAUCAUGCAUGCACGCCGGCGGCGGGUGGCGCGCGAACGACGGAGUCGCGAACGCUUCUCGAGUCCCAACCAAGGAGUCUGUCAAGACCGAUGACCCCCAAGAUGUGGCGUCCACCCCUCUCACGGCUCUUGAGGCGCCCAUCGGCCUUACUGCCCCGCUCGGCCCGUCAACGACCAAGCCAGCGGACGGCGGGCGAGCGGGAGCGCCCCGGCACGUCCUCUUCCUCCAGAGCGACCGGGCCGUCGAUGCGCGUCUCGAAGUAGCGCUGGGGGAGAUUGCGUGGCCUGCAGAGCUCCGCUCCACCCGGGUCUCCGACUCGAACUCGAUCGAGUCCGAUCUCUUGUCAUGCGGCUACGCCGACUGGCAGCACGUCAGCGCCUCCUUUGACCGCGCCGACUCCUCGCUGCUCGAGGCGUCGCUGCCCAUCCCUGCCCAGUGGUCCGAGACUGAAGCGGUGCCCAUGCCUCUGCCGGUUCCGCCAAAGACCGAUGUGGCGGAGGAGCAUUCGCUGCGCUGCUCCAGCCUCCUGGGGAACUUGCCCUUCAGCACGCCACCGGCGCUGGAGGAGCUAGCGCGGCCCGCGGAGGUCCGCGCCACUCAGAUCGCCGACUCGAAGACGGCCGAGUCGACCGAUCUCUUCUCCAUCUCAAGUGACCUUGCCGGCUCGCGGCCACGCUGCGCCUCCUUCAUCUGCGCCGACUCCUCCACGGGCGAGGUCAACACGGACAUGGCCAGCAGCUCUCCCUGGCCCCUCCUCAUGGGUGCCCUCAUGGGGUGCCUGGGCUUCUCUGUCGUGGCGCUGUCGUGGAGCGGCUCCUCGGCCACCAAGACCGGCUCCGACAAGGUCGACGGCCAGAAGCGCUCGAGGCGCGCGAAGGAGACCGAGGUCAUGGCACCGACUGGCGGCGGCAGCACCGCUACCGCCUGUGUUUGCCGCACUCCGAUCUUCUUCUACUUCUUGUCCUUUGUCGCAAUGGUCGGCCUGUGCGGUGUGACCUACGAGGCCUCAGCCGCGAGGUACACUCGAGGGCGUGGCGCCAUGUCCGGUCUCCUACCCGUCAACAGCAUCGUGCCCGAGUCGUGUCCCGACGCUGCUGGGCAGGCCCAGAGGCUGGUCGAGACGUGCGGCGGCGGCAGUUGCGGCGGCGGCUGUGGCGGCGGCGACGCAAGCAGCCGGCAGGCGACGGAGGCGGCGCUCUUGACAGCGCGCCGCACUCAGCGCUCGCUCCAGAGCGCCGGCACGCACGGCGCGAUCAUCGGACGGAAGGGGCGGACGGUGCAGACCUUUGUGCACCCCUCGAGCGCGUCCGAGCUCAUUGGCGCUGCGACCGCCCCUUCAACGGCCGCUGUCGAGGCGAACCUCGCCGUCGGCGGGGCUGAAGUCAACGGCGAAGAGCAUGGCCUCGCCGCACAGAUCCACGCGAGCAAGGGGCGAGUCGGCACCGGCGGUGGGAGUGGCUCCUCCCCACCCGGCCUCGCCAUGGGCAGCACCUCCAGUCCCGGCGCUGACGUCGACGUGGUCAUCGACCCUUCGUCGUCGACUUCGUCGGGCGUGACCGCGACUGUCCGCGCGAGCGCCACGGCACACCCCAUUGACACGCGGGCGGCGACGGCCGGUGCGGCGUCCGCCGUGCAGGACAGCAACACGAGUCGGCUCACAUCUCCCAAGGCGCUUCCCUCUGGCGUGGCCGCGACUUGCCAGAUGCGGCUUUCAGAGCCCAUCCUCCCCUGCCGCGCCGACGUCGGCGAGGCGCUGGGCACGUCGUGGGCCACCGGGCAGCAGCAGCUUCGGCCUACGCAGGGCGAGAAGCUGCUCCAGACCGGCGCGCGCGGCUUCGUGCGCGCCAUCGUCGACAAGAUCAGCACCUUAGUGACGGUGACGCAGCAGGGCCCGCUGCGCUCUGAGCGCAUGGCUUGCGCGGACCUGUCGCAGAUGAACGCGGCGGAGGGCGCCGUCCUGACGGCGGCCGUGCUGCCCUUCGCCCACGAGUGCGGUGCGGCGGCGGCCGCGACCACCAGCGGCCCCAUCGCGGGCGACACGGAUCACGGCCGGUUCGACCUCAGCCAGUGGCUCAGCCGCUGCUGCGGCGGCGGCAGUUGCGGCGGUGGCGUUGGCGGCUCCAGCGGCGGCGGCGGCGGCGGCGGCGGCUCUGGCGGCGGCGACGCCAGCAGCCGGCAGGCGACGGAGGCGGCGCUCUCGACAGCGCGCCGCACCCAGCGCUCGCUCCAGAGCGCCAGCACGCACGGCGCGAUCAUCGGACGGAAGGGGCGGACGGUGCAGACCUUUGUGCACCCCUCGAGCGCGUCCGAGCUCAUUGGCGCUGCGACCGCCCCUUCAACGGCCGCUGUCGAGGCGAACCUCGCCGUCGGCGGGGCUGAAGUCAACGGCGAAGAGCAUGGCCUCGCCGCACAGAUCCACGCGAGCAAGGGGCGAGUCGGCACCGGCGGUGGGAGUGGCUCCUCCCCACCCGGCCUCGCCAUGGGCAGCACCUCCAGUCCCGGCGCUGACGUCGACGUGGUCAUCGAGAUCGACGUGGUCAUCGACGGAUUGGCGAACGCUUCUCGAGUCCCAACCAAGGAGUCUGUCAAGACCGAGGACCCCAAGUUUGCGGCGUCCACCCCUCUUGCGGCUUUUGCGGCGCCCAUCGGCCUCGCUCCGCUCGGCCCGCCAACGACCAAGCCGGCGGACGGCGGGCGAGCGGGAGCGCCUCGGCACCUCCUCUUCCUCCAGAGCGACCGGGCCGUCGAUGCGCGUCUCGAAGUAGCGCUGAAGGAGAUUGCGUGGCCUGCAGAGCUCCGCUCCACCCGGGUCUCCGACUCGAACUCGAUCGAGUCCGAUCUCUUGUCAAGCGGCUACGCCGACUGGCGGCGCGCCUGCGCCUCCUUUGACCGCGCCAGCUCCUCGCUGCUCGAGGCGUCGCUGCCCAUCCCGGCCUUGUGGUCCGAGACUGAAGCGGUGCCCAUGCCUCUGCCGGUUCCGCCAAAGACCGAUGUGGCGGAGCAGCGCAGCGACGACUGGCUGCGCUGCUCCAGCCUCCUGGGGAACUUGCCCUUCAGCACGCCACCGGCGCUGGAGGAGCUAGCGCGGCCCGCGGAGGUCCGCGCCACUCAGAUCGCCGACUCGAAGACGGCCGAGUCGACCGAUCUCUUCUCCAUCUCAAGUGACCUUGCCGGCUCGCGGCCACGCUGCGCCUCCUUCAUCUGCGCCGACUCCUCCACGGGCGAGGCCGACAACACGGACAUGGCUAGCAGCUCUCCCUGGCCCCUCCUCAUGGGUGCCCUCAUGGGGUGCCUGGGCUUCUCUGUCGUGGCGCUGUCGUGGAGCGGCUCCUCGGCCACCAAGACCGGCUCCGACAAGGUCGACGGCCAGAAGCGCUCGAGGCGCGCGAAGGAGACCGAGGUCAUGGCACCGACACUGCUCAAACUCGCGCUCGUGCCGGCCGCCGGUGACAAGCUCGUGCUCAAGCUCUCUCCUCCGCCGCCGCUUGCUGACAAGCAGGCGUCUCUGGCGGACAACACGACCGUCAUCGACCCCGGCGGAGGCAACGCCGUCGGCAUCCCCUCCGAGCCCGUCUCGCUCAAGGAUGGCAUCGACACCGGCACCGGCGGCACCGGCACCGCCAGCACCGGCACCGGCAACGUCCCGUCCGAGGGCGAGCCCGGCCCGCUCAAGGACGGCAUUGACGCGGGCGGCGGCAACGUCGAGGGCGAGUUUUCGCCGAUGACGUCCUCCGCGAAGGUCGGAAUCGUGCCCGCUGACGACGGCCGCAUCACGCUCGUCAUCUCCGCGUCGGUGUCGCCUUCGCUCCCCGGAGCCAAGGGCGACGCCGACUGGACUGUCUCGGCCAAGGAGGUUCCAGGGAAGAAGCCCGCCACGGCGGGCAUCCCCGACAGGACCACCCCGUCGAACCCGCGCCGCAAGAAGGGGCGCAAGGGCGCGUCCGCCCCGAUCGUCCGCACCAAGAGCAUCGCCCCGGUCGGCGGCAACAACCGGUUCGGGGCCCUGCUCGGAAUGGACGGCAACGAGGGCAUCCUCGGCGGCACCGGCAAGGGCGCGACGGUCGACGUCGAGACGACCACGAUCACCACGGAGGGCUCUGCCGCCGGCCGGUUCUCGUGGCCCAAGUUCUGCCCGUCCUACUUGCUCCGCCUCUUUGGCAUCCUCGCGCUGCUCUGCCUCGGAGCCGCGUUUGCGCUCUCCUCGUACUCUGCCACCUCCGCGCUUCUCUCCUCGCAGCGGUACGACUGGCCGUGGCCGACAUCGCCUCCCGCAACCGUCGCAAAGCCGUUCACGCCGGCAUCGCCCAACGGCUUCUGCGAGGUUGGCGGCAACGCCACCUGCUCGUUUGCAGCCAUCGUGUCGUCGGACAGCGCGCCCACCAACCACCCGGGCGGGCACGAGGACGGGAGCUCGUGGGGAGCACUGAUGGAAGCGAUCGACGAGGUGGUGGGCGAGCCGUUGCACCUGAUUGGCGAGCCGCCAGCGUCCAUCAUCGAGGACGUUUACGAGAAGCAGCCGAGCGAGUCCGACUUGGUGACCGUCCCGGCCUCGCGCAACAGCACGGAGCGCGAGGGCGAGCCCUUGGUCAACUUUGUCGGUUCCGUCUACGGCAACAGGACGGGGAUCAUCGCUCGGGGGCGCAAAACCGUCCUGCCUGUGAAUGACACGCCGCCGAAGUUGCGGUCCGCCGACGCUGGAAAGCUCGGGAUGGCGUUGCGGAAGCUGGUUGAUAUUGGCCUCGGCGCCUGGGCCCCCGUGUUGCUUGGGCGCACGCGCGUGAAGCCGGCCGCCCUCGUCCGCGUGGGCGCCGCCGCGCUGCUCGUUGGCAAAGUGGCCGCGCAAAAUGGCACCGAGCUCCCGCACAACCACACGUCGUGCCAGGAUGAUCCGGACGGCGUCCUCACCGCCUUCGGCGGCUGCGCUACCGGCGUGACCCUUGGCUGCGACACGGACCUGAACACCGUCAACCCCGGCGCUGCGCCGGUGGGCACGCUCGUCUCGCUGCUCUGCCCGGCGAGCUGCGGCAAGUGCGCGUCGCCGUCGCCGUCGCCACCGGCAGUGCUCUGCCAGGAUGAUCCGGACGGCGUCCUCACCGCCUUCGGCGGCUGCGCUACCGGCGUGACCCUUGGCUGCGACACGGACCUGAACACCGUCAACCCCGGCGCUGCGCCGGUGGGCACGCUCGUCUCGCUGCUCUGCCCGGCGAGCUGCGGCAAGUGCGCGUCGCCGUCGCCGUCGCCACCGGCAGUGCUCUGCCAGGAUGAUCCGGACGGCGUCCUCACCGCCUUCGGCGGCUGCGCUACCGGCGUGACCCUUGGCUGCGACACGGACCUGAACACCGUCAACCCCGGCGCUGCGCCGGUGGGCACGCUCGUCUCGCUGCUCUGCCCGGCGAGCUGCGGCAAGUGCGAGUCGGAGGAGAGCAUUCCCCCAUCACCAUCAGCACCAUUAGAGAGAACUCCUCGUGGAAAAUACCAGCUUCUACAAUUGCAGCACUGCCAAAACCUCUGCUGUCGCUCGAGCGACAGCGGCGGUGACGGCGACGAGGCGACCCACAUGCUGCUCUACCUAAACACGGCGACGUGGGCCGGCGAUGGCGCCGAGGCGCUCGCAGAGCAGGUGCGCGCCGCGCGCCGUGCCAAGCUGCCGAUCGUGAUGGCGCACGAGAACGACGCCGUCCGCAACGGCUGCAUCUUUGGCCACUUUUUCGAGGUGACGCCGCGCGACCUGAUCGCCGACGGGCUGUACCACGACCUCGCCGUCGGCUGCCACUCGGGCCCACACCGGCAGGUGUCGCUCGCCCUGCUCGCAAAGGCGCUCGGCGCGACCGAGCAGACGGCCCAGUCGCGCGUGCGCCGAGUCACCGCCCUCGCUCUAUCGAUCCGCGGCUCCUCUUCAAUGACGGAGCCGUCGAAUGGCGACGACGUUGGGCGGGAAGCGUCAGCGACGCAGACCGUCUGA
This is a messenger RNA of Emiliania huxleyi CCMP1516, 7113 nucleotides long. RefSeq lists its product as hypothetical. The transcript has 13 exons. The record is from RefSeq and is a predicted model, not a curated record. Lineage: Eukaryota; Haptophyta; Isochrysidales; Noelaerhabdaceae. Bases 1 to 7113 code for a protein of 2370 amino acids.